GAUUUAAUAAACGUAAUAAUUCAAAAAUAAUAAUUUUAAUAGUGAAUUCAUCAAUUUAAUAUUUCCAUAUUUAUGUUUUUUGUCUUGAUUAAAUUUUAAAAAAUUUAUUUUAUAAAAGAAUUCAUAGAUUAAUAUUCUAAUUAAUUCAAAGUUAUUUAUAUAUAAUUAUUUAUUAUAUGUUUUAUUAUUAAAUUACAAAAUACAAAUUAUAUUUGAUUCUCUUUUUAUUAUCUUUUAUAAUACAACACAAAAUUAUUAUGUAUUGCACUAAUUUUUUCAUCCAUAAAUAACAUUUCAAUAUAAAUGUUUUUUUAAUAUUAUUAAAACUAUUAAUUAAUCUAUAAUCUAUUAAAACUAUAAAUUAAUCUAUAAACUAAUCUAUAAAAUAUUAUUUUCUACAAUUAAAAUAAUGUUAGAUUUAGUGAGUAUUAUUACAAUCAUUUCCAUAAAAUAAUUGUUAUUACAAUUAUCUUUGUGACAAUUUAUUAUUAAUAAAAAAUUCAUAUUUUAUUUUUAUUUUUUUGCCUUAUUUAUCAUAAUAUGUUUAUCGUUAUAGAAAUAUCACAAUUAUUCAUCAAAAAUUAUGGAUUUUUAAAAUUAUGAGGAAAAAAGAUUAUACGUAGAUCAUAGAUUAAGUUUAAUAGUUUUAUUCCACUUAUUAGAAAUUUAGUUUAAAAAAGAAUAACAAUUAAAAUUUAAUAUAAUUAUAUAAUAUUCCCCUAAAAUUUCUAAAAAAUUUUUUUAUUUAUCAUUUAUAUGAUAACUAUUUCUAUUUAUAUAUAUUUUUAUGCCAGAAAUAAUAAGAAUAAGAAUAAAAUAAUAAUAAUUAGUCUUAUUAAAUUUAUUCUAAUCAUUAUGCAUAAUUAGUUCUCAAACAUGGAAUAUUUUAUAGGGAGUAAGUUUAUUCUUCCAAGUUGUCCCCUCUAUAUCAUGGAGAAAGAAUGCUUACGAAAAGUAUAUGUAUAAUAGUGAUGUAUCUAGACCGGGUAUUCAAUGUAUAAAAACAAAUUUUAUUCAAAAUUAACUAAUUCAGAUUUCAUAGAAUGAAUAAAUCAUAAGAAAAAAUAUGCAUUCCAAUGGAAAAACAAUAGAUUUAAUUUCAAGAAAGAAGAUUUUAGUAAUAUAUACUAUCAUUUAUGGGGUUUGCUUAUCAAAAGAGAAGGGUACUGUGAACAGUUUUUACUAUCCUGAAGUAAAAUAAUACAGUGCUGUAUGGCGAUAUAUCAGUUAUAUCUAUUUUUUCGAAUUCAUUUUUUAAUAUUUUGAGAUAUUAUGUCAAUGUAUAUACAAUGAUUAUAAAAAUAUUAAUUUAUAUAUUUUAUUUUAUUAAUAUUUAUUCGGAUGAUUUCUUUAAAAAAUUAUGAAAGUAAGAAAAAUAAAAAAUUAUUAUAUAAUUAAUUUACAUAUAAUAAUUUAUAUAUAAUAAUAUAGUAAUAUUAUAUUUUUAAAUUUUCAAUACUCUUCAAACUUCAUUUUUUCAAUAAUAACUACAAAAUACACAAUAAUAAUAUAUUGAAAAUUAAUAUUUAUUUAAAUAUGAUAUUAUAAUUCAUCUUUCUUUUAAAUUAUUAAGAAUAUUUAUUAAUUUUUUUUAAUUAAAAAUAAAUUUAAAAAAUAUAUUUAAUUGUAUAUAAAUUUCAGGGCCAAUAGUAUCAAGUUACGGACCUUUAGGAAUGGAGUGGGAGCGCGAAACGCAUGCGCAGUAAGGCACAAGUGCCCAGCUGUGCACAAACGUGAAAUGCGGUGCGGUUGGCGGUGGUGACUGCUAGGAAAGCAAGCGAGCGAACAAGCGAGCAAGCGAGCAAGCAAGCAGGCCGAGACUGCCCUUCUGUCUCCCCCACCCCAAGCAUGCCUCGCAGAGCCCAUGGCCUCCGUACAUACGGAGGAGAGUGAGGCAGCCCCAGCCGCUCCUCACGUCAUCCGCUGAGAGAGAGACGACGGGUCUCGACACGGCGAGGAGCAAUAAUUCUAACGAGCCAAGAUGGCGGCGGACACGGUGGCCCUGUCCGCGCUCACGCUCGCCAGGGGCGACAAGAUCCUCGUGACCGUCGAGUCCGCGCUACCGGACAUCAUCGUCGUGUCCUUCGUUCACGGUGCCAAGUGCUUCCAGGGCGCAUUGCUCGACGCCACCAAGAGAGGCCUACCGUGCGGCGUACAACCCCCUGAACCGGUACCGGAUCCUGAUGGCGACAAAUUGGCGACAAUCGCGGCCCGAUUCAGCUAUUUCCAAGAGAGGAAGAGCACGUUGACCGCUGCGAAAGUCGAUCUUCGUAGGAACAUCAAUCCACCGGCCAGGUACAAGAAUGCUCGGCCAACGGUCAGGUUGAGGCCGCGCCAGGUGCUUUGCAGCAAGUGUAGAUCGAUCUGCAACGAGAACAGCGAGAAUGUGGACGUCAGCAGAAAACGGAAACACGACGAGAUUCAGCAGGAACAGCAGCAGCCUCAGCAGCAGCAGGUCACGGGCCAUGGAUCCACUCGAAGAAGCGAUCGACGUUGCGGUCAGCAGCCGCAAAAAGCUUCGAGAGUACUGUUCUCCGAGUGUCAGACCGAGAACAUUACGGUGUCAUCUCACCAAACGGCCAAAUCCUCGUCAUCCACAGCUCUCAGUCCCGAUUCGUCGAAGCUUGGACCAUCUCUCAUCCCUAAAAUUUCGAGACUGCAACCGAAUGAAAUCAACAAUGCCAUACAAGCAAACGAAAAGGUUAAAAUCAGUCCAUCCUAUUGGAACAACAGAGUUGAUGAGGGCGAUUCAUCGGCUAACGCCACGGAACCAACGGAGGAACGGAUGGAAUCGACAGAUUGUGACAGCAAUCCAUCAAUGGCGUAUUGUGCCACACCCAGGAGACUUAGUAGUUCGUCCGUGGAAAGCGCUAAAAUACCGGAAGAAGAGGAGAAAAAAACAUUCGCGGCAGCUGAUUCGACGAUGAGGCCGAGAACGGGUCGUAUACCUCGAAAGAAACGAUCUGUAGGGUCUAUGGAAGAUCUAUGGGACGAGACCGUGUUUGAAGAUCCAACGAGAACAGCGAGAACCACUCCGGUGAUUAAGAUCUCUUUCGGUGCUCAAGGCGAGGGAACCGUUUUGAAGAUACCUUCCAAAAUCCAGGAUCCGGAAUAUGAGCAGGAAACUGAUGAUGCUGAGGACGUGCAGACGGAAACGGAGAGAGAUCCACUAGAAUUGCCGAGAAAUUUCGAUAAUGAUUAUGAUUAUCGCGAAGAUGGGGAGGAAGAUGGACAAGAGCAAGUAGAUCCUCAGAAGCAAGGUGUAAAGGAUGCAAGUGCUAAAGCUGCGAAACGUGCAUUGAAGAAAGCUAAGAAAGAGGCCAGGAGGAAAAUGCUCGGUGGUGUUUCGCCUGCGAGAUCUCCUUGCAAUGGAUCACCAAGAUAUAAUCCUACAUAUGAUACUCUGUCAUACCACCGACGCAAACAUAAAGUGAAACAUAAAAAAAAACACAAGGAAGAUCGCAAACACAAAAGCCAACAAUUGCAGCAUCAACAGCAAACAUGCUUGGAACCUGGAAGCACUGAGAAUCAACAAAAUUGGAAUGUUCUUCCUGGUAGCGAAUCGUACACAGCCAUAAAGGAGCAGUGCCUGAAGCAAAAAUUAUCAAUAUCUCUGAAGAGAUUGAAUACAAACGCUUAUGCUAGAUGUGAUUACCCUGUGAGUAAUUCUUCGUCGGGUUGUAAGAGUCCUGAUGCCAGCAGUGAUGAACUGAGUGAACAGGAACCUGAAGUCGAUGCCGGCGAGAUUGCUCCAGACUUUCCGCCACAGUCUCAUCCUUUGAUGAUGCGUCUUGCCGCGACUCCUGUGGAACAUUGUCUUACUGCUAAUGGUAGAAGAAUGGAUGUUGGUGAUGUAGUGUGGGGAAAGAUUCAUGGAUUUCCUUGGUGGCCUGGAAAAGUUCUUAGUAUUACAGUUUCUUGUAAAGAAGAUGGUACAUCAUCUGGGCCGCAAGCUCACGUCGCCUGGUACGGUUCUUCAACUAGUUCUCUUAUGUCGUGUGACCAGUUAAGUCCAUUUUUAGAAACAUUCAAGACGCGAUACAAUAAAAAGAAAAGAGGUCCAUAUAAGGAGGCGAUACGACAAGCGCAGAACGAGGCCCGAAGUCAGAUCACGCCUAACUCGACAAGCAACGUGUUAAACGUGUGUAGUUCACCGCGCGAGGUCAACGUUCUCUCCUAAGGGAAGGUGCAUAGCGCUCGACACCAUUCCUUUAACUGCCGGGUAUCUGUCGGAGAAUAGUUCUAACGACGGAUCAAAAUCGUCAUGUGUAAUAUAUAAAACAAAUUUUUGUACAUAAUUGACCUUAGCAUUAAUGGAAUAGCUCUUGAUCGGUGUUCUAAUUCAGUUCAGUCGCGUCUGCUAUCGUCGUCCACGUUAAACAUGAUUGAACCAACAGUGAUACCGAUGCUAAAUGAAGUUUACUGCCAUCACUGGCGCGUUUUUUUUCUAUCCUCAGCUUUUUUCAAGCGAUACAUUUAGCGCGUAAAAUAUAUUUAGAUAGGAUAUUAUAAUCUCUAGAGAUGACACGUCAGCUCUCGAGAAAUAAUUUCGUAUUAAAACAUAUGACUUCUAUUUGAUAAAUAGACAUCAAACAACACACAUAAUAUUAUUACACAAGAACAUUAAAAACAUGGGUGUCCUCGUGAUGAUUUAAUGAUGCUCGUUUACUUAAGUUUCAUAUAUAUAUAUGCAUACAUAUAUAUACAUAUAUAUAUAUGCAUAUAUAUAUAAAUAUAUAUUCAUGCGUAUAUAUUUCUAUUAAUGAUUUCAUUGUGAUUAUUAUGUCGAGAAUAAGUGUAGUAUACAUCCAGUGCGGGCAGUGAAUCUUCGAUAGAAUCCACAGAUGUUUCUAAAAUCGGUUUUGACUCAAUUCGUUGCUUGUUUAUAAUUCAGAGAUUUGAGUACAUGGACAAUACACUUUCGAUAAAUGAAUUUGAAGUCACGAUAUUUUUAACGUGAAGGAUCGCUGAAUGUUUGUGGAACUUUAACCGAGGAUAAGACUUAAAUUGUAAAAUGAACAACUUUACAUUUUACAACUUUACAAUCUAUAUAUAAUAUAUAGAUUGAUUCCCAAUUGGAACAUACUACAAUUUUUUUUAAGCAAAAAUUAAAAAAGUUAGAAACAUUUCUAAUAUAAUUUAGGUAUUAUGAAAAAACAUCAGAAAUUUAAUUAAAAAAUAAAUACUUUAUAAAUUAAUUUUUUCCUUCAUGUCAAAGAUCUGGCAAAAAUAUAAUUUUAUAUUCUUCGUAAGAAAUUUUUUUUAUGCUUAUACCUGAAAAUGGUGUAGUGUGUUCAAAUUAAUAUAUUAUAUGUACUAAGAAAAUAAUCGACAUACGGAAUUCUAUGCAGUGUUUCGUAUCUUGCAUUCUUUGUUAUCUAAUAAAGUGAAGUUGAGCGCGUGACAGUGAAAUGCAAAUAUAACAUCGAAGAUUAUAACGAUUAAAAUAUUUUUCAGCGUUAAACUUAAUAAAAUAUAAUAUCUUAAUAUAAUAGAGAUAAUUCAAUAAUUCGUUACAGAAAAUAAUUAAAUAUACUGAAUAAUUAUCUAAACAAUUAUAUUUUUUAUUAUUUGGAGCAAUAUUUUUUUUUAAAUUAUAACUUAUUCUUAAGAAUGUUCAAAACAAUUCAAUUUAAUAAUUUAAAUAUCAAUUAUCAAUUAAGAAAAAAAAAUUAACACAUCUUUAUUAAAUAUUAUUAAAUAUUUAAAUAUUUUCCUAAAAAAUUCCCUAAAAAUUUUUCAAUUUUACAAUUUUUAAAAUUGUAAAAUUUGAUAUGAACAUUUUAUAAAAAUAUUACAAAGAAGAUAAAAAUAAUCAAAAAUUAAAAAUAAAAAAAUACAAUGAUAUUUUUUAUAUAGUAUUAUCGAAUUAAUAUUUAAAACAUAACUAAAUAAUUUAUAUUAAUUACAAUAAAUUAUAAUAAUUUCAAUACAUCAAUAUUUAAUAUAUAAUAUCAUUAUAUAUUAAAAAUUAUAGUAUUCAAUACUUUAAUAUUAUAUUAUUUAACAACAUAGAAAAUAUUAUAAAAAAAAUGCUAUUUAUAAAAAUAUAGUAUUUAAUACUAUAAUAUUUAAUAAACGCAAUAAGAAAUAUAUUGAAAUAAAAUAUCAUAUAAUAAUAUUAAUAUAAUUGCCGUAAUAUUUAAAUGACAUAAUAUACAUAUGUGUGUACAAGAGUCUUUAAAAUAUCAUAUAACUUUAAUCAUCAGUCAAAUUGUUCGAUUCACUGAUCUUUUAAAUAGUUCAAACAUUAUAGAUAAGUUUCCAAGUUUAAAAAUCAAUCGAUAUAAAACACUAUCAUGCAAAACAGUAGUCUCAUGUUUCAUAUUUUACAAUCACGCGCUCAGCUUUUCUAGCGAGUUUCGUUUACGCUUCGUGCCAACACUGCCAACGAUUUAACCAUGUUGUUUCAAUAUUUUUUAGUCACCGACGACUAUCCUCGUUGAGUCAACAAAUAAGUUGAAUUCCAAAUGUCGAAUAAUUUAUAAUUGAUCGAUCAUCCAAAUCUUCUAUUACAUUAAAUAUCCACGGUGUCCAAUAUUAUCCUGUUGAUAAGAAAUGAUAAAAAAAAGUUUUGUUUUUAUUUAACAAAUAAUGUUACGUCUCUCAAUCAAUCGACGAAUCCCGGUGUUCCACUUUUUUUUUCUUUUUCUCUUAAUCUUUAUUCUUCUUCUUUUUUCUUUUUUUUUUAAUUUUUUAAAGAUUUUUUUUUCUUUUCAAACUCAUGAUGUACUCAUGAUGUAAUAAUUCGUCUUUGUAGAAUAUAUGACAUUCAGUUUACAUAAAAAAGUUACUGUUUCCAUUGUAACUAGUACUUAACCUUUUUCUUUUUCAUUAUGUCAAUGACUCGUUACUGCCUCAAAAUAGAAUUUCUUUCAUUCUUUAUUUUUUCUUGGAGGUUAAGCAUCAUACUCGACUUUCUCUAAUUUCUUUAAUUUUCAUUAUUCCUUUUUUUCUUAUCAUCGUCUGAAUUUCAAACGAAGAUUAUCUUCAAAACUAAAUUUUUGGAAAAUUAUUUAUAUUUCAUUCUUUUCCCUCUACUUGAUAUAUAUUAAGUUAGUGAUUUAAAUUUUUAUAUGUAUAUUGUAUAAUAAUAUUCGGCUACUUUUAUCAUAAUUAUUAUUAUAUCAUUCCCUUUAUUUUUGUCAUAUUUAAAAAGCUGAAAUUAAAAUUUACUUAAUUUUCAUUUCAUUGCAUAAGUCCUUUCUCUAAAUUUCUUUUCAAUUAUAAUUGUAAAAUAUAAUCCUAUAAAAAUAAAAAUAUAAAGAAAUGUUUUUUGGAUCGAUCUAAUUUAUAAAUAAAUUGAAACAUAAAAUUAAAUUUUAACAUGAACAAACGAAACAAAUGAAAAUAUUAAAUUCCACUCAAUGAAGAUUGCCUAAAGAGUGGAUAAAUUUCAAAUUUUUAAUUUUUUGAUUCGUUAAAUUCUCCUCAAUCGUAAAAAAUGAUAACGAAAAUAAAAAUGAAGUUCGAUCGAUUUCAUUUUAAAAUAUUUCCAUCGAGAACGUAUGUGUAAUGGAGAAUUCCAGGGAAUAAAAUAAAGAAAACGAGGAUCAUCACGCUACGAAAGAGCGUCAAUAUUGCGAUAUCGAAUAUUUAUUUCGAUAUCAGCAAUCACGUGUAAGCUUGAUGUUUGCUUUGUGCUUCAACGAAGAUUUUCAUCAAAAUCUCGCUGUUGGCCAGACGGCGAAAAUCUCUCGUUUCAUCUUCGUUCGAAUUUCUCUACCUUUUUUGAACGUCGUUCGAUUUUAGGAUUAGCUUUGGGAUUAAGUUCUUCGAAAACUGUUCAUAAUGAAUUUCUUAACUUUUUUUUUGUAGACUUGGGCGAAAUUUAUUUCAUACAAAUAAUUUAGAACUAAUUAUUAUUUCAAAUAAUACUAAUUACUAUUUAAUAAGUAUUUUUAAAUUAAUGUUAAGUUUUUUUAUUUGAUUAAAUAAAAGAAUUUGAGACAAUAUUAGGAAGAUAUUAAAUUGAAGAAUUCAUUUUGAAAAGAAGAACAAAAAUAUUUAAAAAUGUUUAUUUUUUUUUUAAUGAGUUUUUUUCUUUAAUGAAAAGAAAUUUUUUUUUAACAAAAUAUUAGUUGUUAUUAUAAAUAUAUAUUAGUUAUGUUAUUAUAAAAAUAUUGUAAAUGUUAAUUCUAAUUAUAUCGCAUAAAAAUUAUAUUAAUCUAUAAAUCUAAUUAAAUCAUAAAAUUGUGCUGAAUCUUAUGAUUAAAAUUAGAUAAGAUUUGUUUUUAUUAUAAAUGUUUUAAAUAAUUAUUUGGGGAAAUAAUGAAUUUAUUUCUUAAUUAAAAAUUUAUUCUUGAAAUAGUAUUCAUAAUAAAUAAUAAAUGUAAUAAUUAAGUUUAUAAUAGUGUUAAAGUGAGAAUUAAUAAUAGUAUUGAAAAUUAAUAAUAUAAUAGACAUUGAAAAUUAUAUUAAGAAACCAAUUAUUUUCAUCAAAACCAAAUAAUAAAUAAAAAUUAAUUUAUAUUUUUUUAUUUAAAAGUUACUUACAAAUGUAUUAAUUUAAUUUUUAUAUGAAAUAUUUUAUAAAAUAUUUUUUUUAUUUCAAAAAUAUAUAAUUUCUCAAAUGACUUCAAAAUAUAAAAAAUUUAAAAAUAAUUUGAAAAUUUUCUUCGGAUUGCCCAGGUUUGCUUCUACAUUCUAAUUAUAUUUAAAGAAUAUUUAAAAUCCAUGAGACAGAAUUUUGAAAUAAUUAUUUCACAGAAUACUGCAAAAAUUUUCAUGUUCUUCGUCGAUGAUCGAGAGAUAUGUGUGUAAAUAAAAUUUUUGCAUUUUCAAUAAAUUCUUCGAUAGAAGGAAUAAUUGUGAUUUCUUAAAUUUUGAUAAAAGUGACGUUACGUAUACUGGAAAAAUAUUUUUUCGAAAAAAAAAAAAUAAUAAAACUAAAAAAGAAAAAAAAAUUGUUUAUGAUGAUGUUUAUAAUGAUUUACGAUUUAUUUCCAAUGAACAACAUGUGGACGUAAAAGUGGAUUUUUUUGUUAAUAAAUAGGCUUCUGAUAUUAUCUUAUAGUUUGUGAAUUGAUGAUUAAUGGCUGCUUGAUUGAUUGACUGUCGAUUUUCCUCAAAAGUGAGAUACAAUUUGAGAUUCGAAUUGAAUGAUGACAGUCGAUGUGACAGGUGAAAGUUAAUGAUCUAAGAAUUUUAUUAUUGUAAUAAUUUUCCAAGUGGAACAGUUAAUUAUGUGUUCUUCUUUUUUAAAUUAUUACUUAGAGAAAUUUUUUUUAUUUUCAUAUAUAGUAUAUUUAGUCUUUUCAAGACAAGUCUCUCUAUUUUAUAUUUUUUUCGAGUCUUGUCGUGGAAUAUUAGUAUAAUAUAUCUUUCUAAAAAAAUAAAUUAGUUGAUUUAAAAAAUUAUUGAAUUGUAAUAUAUGGGAUUUUUUUCAUUAUGUAAGAUAUUUCAAAUUUUUUUUAUUCAAUCGAACGGUCAUCGAUUGAAUAAAGAAAUUAUUUGUAAAUAAUUACCAUAAUUUUGUGUUUUGCUUAUAAAAAAUUUUUAUAUUUUAUAUAAAUUUUAAAUAAAUUUUGCAGAAUUAUUUUUCUCUACAUAGAUAUUGUUUUUAUCAGAAAACUAAAAAUUUUUUAAUGAUAAUUUAUUAAUUAAACAAAAAUUUAAUUUCUUUAAAAAUGAUAUGAAAUAUAUUUUUCUUCCUUUUAUAAAAUUGCAAUCAUUUAAAUAUAAAUUGAAUACGUUAAAUUUUUUCGUUUCACAUUUCUAUAAUUAAUGUUUCUUAAUGCGAAGUAUUAAUAUUUUGAAUAUUAUAUAGCUAUUUAUAUAUAAUUUUCAGAUAAUUACUAUCUUCCUUAUUUUUCUUAUAAUAUUUCGAAAUAAAUAUUCCAUACGUUACAAUCCAAUUAAAAAAAAAAAAGAAUAAGAAAAGAAAAAACAUUAUAAUAAUUUUCCACUACGAACAUUAAUUAAUUAUAGUAUAAUUGUCGAUGUGUAAAGAAAACAAGUUGUAUAAUAUACGCGUGAAGAAUAAAAAGAUCUAAACGCUAUUAAUAUAUCAUAAAUGGCGUUCAAGAAGACAACGCACCGGAAGUCGCGUACCAUACAGAGAGUUCCAUAAAAAGAUUUUGGACAUUUUCGUUGUCUUUAAUCCUUUAUAAUAUAAUUACAAUUAUAUUAUGUAAUUAAAUAAUUAUGUAUAUAGUUACAUAAUUAUUUUUUAUGUGAGUGAAUAAUUGUAUAUUAUAUAUAAUUAAAUAAACAAGUAAUUAUUAUUAUGAUAAAUUACACGUACGAUUGAUCGUAGAUCUUUGUUUAAAUAGUAAAUAUUUUAUUGAAGAUCAUAGAAAAAAACAUGGUAAAUUAUAUUUUCUGAUUAUUAUAUUGCACAGAUUUAAAUGAAAUACAUUAUUAAUUUUACAUUUUAUAUUAACUAUCUUUUUAUUUCAUUUUAAUAUUUAAAUUAUUUUACCAUCCAAAUAUCAAAUAUUUAAAAAAUAUUUUCUAUUUUUGGUUUUUUUUUGUAAAAUUUUCUUGAUUCAGUUUAAAUUUUUUUCUUUUAAACUAUAUAUCGUAUUUAAAUAAUUAAAAAAUCAUCAUCCUGUUUUUUCUAUGUAAUCUUCAAUUCCAUGUCGAACCUUUGGAACUCAAGCUUUUAUAAGACUGGUUAUCGUUUCCUUCUAUUGCAUUGUAAAGAUCUCUAUAAAUUGAAAUAAUUACUUAAUUCGAAUUAUUUGCUAUAUGUUUAGAUCCAAUAUUUUAGAUGACAGAUUAGUUCAAUUUUUAUAAGUGUCAAAUUUAUAUUAUCGAUAUUUCUAUUCAUCUCUAAUUAUGACCUGUCGGUAACAAAAGAUGAUAUUUAUUUUUCUUUCUUUUAGCUUUUAGUCUUCUUUCACAUAGGAAUCAUAUUAUGAUAUACAUUCAACCAUUUUUUUAUACAAUUAUAAAUUAUGUUUCAUAUAACGUGCUUUUCAAUUAUAAAAUAUUCAUCUAUAAUUCAUCUAUAUGUAUAAUUUUAUAGCAUUUAUUGAAAUUAUUAUAAAUAAGCAAAACACGAUUGAUAUUCAGAGAACUUACAAUUGGAAAAAUAUUAAUCUUUGUGUAAUGACAUAAAAAUUGUACAAAUUGUCUUUUAUUAAAAAAAGUCGAAACAAAAUUUGUAUAUUUCGAAGAUUUGAUGUUGUCUUUUGAAAUUUGAGUUAUCGAGGUUCGACUAUGAUAUAUAUAUAUAUAUAUAAAAUGAUUUAUAUAACAUAAUUAGUCGGCUUAUCAUUAUACAAAAAAGGGUUAAUUUACACGGAGAUUGAAAUUUAUCCAUUGUUGAAAAACAGUAAAAAAAAAAGAAAACAAACUUAAAAGUGUAUGUGAAUAAAAUUCGUGAAAAUUAGCCCUUAAAAUUAUUCGUCGUGUUUGUUGACGAAAAUUUAAAAAGUAUUUGCGAGGGAGAAAAUUAAAAAAAAAAAAAAAGAAAAAUAAAAAGUAAUGAUCAAUCGAUCAAAAGAUGAAUAGGUAGAUAAAUAAUGAAAUAGAUGAAUAAUAAAAUAUGUAUGAAUGAAUAAAAGCGCGAGUGUAUGAUGAAAGAUAAAAGAAAGGAAAAAAAAACAAACUAAGAUGUUUUUAAGUAACUGUGAUUUUUUCAAAUAUAUAUUAUACAUAAAUAUAACGAAUUAAUUUCUACGCAUAAUAUAAACAAUGAAUAAUAACUAUAUGAUGAUAAUUAUGAAGAUGUAUCGAUGUCGCUUGUGUUCGUGCGAACGUCGUAGAACAUUAUUUCGACUAAUACACAUAUCGUUUAGAAAAGCGUUAAUUAUCGCUAUUAAUUAAUACAUCAUCAUCGAUUCAUUAUUCGAUUCGAUAAUUAGUUAAUCGAUCAUUAUCAUUGCGAAUAUUCACCUUGUGUCACUGACUCGAGUCAUUGGUCUUAAAUAAAACCACGUGAUCGACAUCUAGGAAUAUUUGAAUUGAGUUCUGAGAUGAAAUAGAAAGAAAUAAAAGAAAGAAAUUGCACGACUAAGAUCUAGAGGAAUCGGGGUUGGGUUCAAAAAUUUUAUAUAAAUAUAAAGCUAUUUCCCCAUAUAUUAGUUUAUUCAUGGAAUUAUUGAAAAUAUGAAUAACAUAAUAAAUGUUUCUGACAUAGGAAUUAAAAAAAUUAAAAAUCUAUUUUCAUGGAAAUAAGUUGCUAAAAUUGCAACUUAAAGACUCGAUUCGGUGAACAUAGUAUAAAUAUGUACGAAUGGUGGUGCAUUGCCUAAAGACUCUUCACGUACAUUACGUAUAUAUACACUCAGUCCACACUUAAAUGCGAAGUUCAAUUGUUAAUUACUUAUGUAAUUGUGUAAGAGAGCCACGUGUCAUCUAUGUAAUAUCAUUGUAUUCUGUAAUACACGCAUACACCGAAGUACACGUACACACAUACAAAUACACGUAGAUUUAUUAUACACUUUUCGUCGCCUCCCGUCGAAAGAAUCGCUGUUCGCCAUUUUGCGAAUCUCUUCUUACUUCUCUUUCCUUCUAUUUCUUUUCUUUCCCAUUUUUUCAUUUCUUUUCUUUUUUUUUCUUUUUUUCUUAAAUCAAUUUUUCACGAACUGUUCCUAAUAAAAAAAAUAAAAAAAAUAAAAAAAAAUAAAAAAAAAUAAAAACGCCACUGUACCACGCUGAACCUAUUGUUGAGCAGAACAAAUUGUGUACGUAUACAAAACAAGUCGUCAAGCUUCUCUACGACGAUUUUUCCGCUCGAUUUCGAGUUAAACGGACGCCAUUGUAUUCGCGAUCUAUAGGGCUUAGCUCUGAAAGGUACUUAAAUAAUUGACAAUAGAAAAUAUUGUUAUCGCCGUUCAAUUCUUGGAGCACGAAAAUUAAAUUUUCACCUAUAUUUUUUUGUUUUUGAAUAAUCGUAACAAAGACAAUAACAAAAUAUGCGAAAUCAAAAUGACAAAUGGAAAGCUAUUAUCUAAUUUUUUUUAAAUUCAUAUGACUUAGAAAUAUCAAUCGACUAAUAUUAAUAUUAAUUAUAAUAUUAAAUUUUUUCAUUAAAUAUUGAAUCUAUAUUUUAUAUUUGCGUCAAUUUUAAUAAAAAGAGAAUUUAAUAUCGAGGAUUAAUUAUUAAUUUGAAAAUUUUAUUUUUCUUUACAUCAUAUACAUCGUAUAGAAAACGAAAAUAUUGAAAAAUUAUGAUUAAUUUACAAUUACAAUUAUAAAAAUUAAUUUAAAUGAAUUUAAAACUUUAAAACAUACAGUAUAUUCUAAAAUUCAGAAAAGCCAUGUAUUUUCUGUUGAGUUAUAAUAUUUCUAGAAGAAAAUAGUAUUCACACAAAAAUAAAAUUUAUUAAGAAAUUUUUAAAGACUUCCAUUGCGAUAAUAAUAAAAUGAAAGAGUUUCAAGAAUACCUCGAGCUCCAAAAGUUGGACGACGACUAGGGAUUAAUUGUCGCUAUUGUUUUAAAUAGCGCUAGCUUGAUUUGCAUAUAGCCUAGUUGACCGUACAGCGAAUCGAUCAGUGCCCCAUUCUUCGUUUUCCUCACGAGUUUUCCCGCUGCUCGACAUAGGUGCGGCCCUGUCCUGAAAAAGAAGUGUUCAUUUUUCGAUGAUUAAUCCACUAUGUGGAGAAACCGCGUACGCGCAUGCGUACAACGUGUAUCUCUUAAACAUGCGCGCGCAGAGGCGAAUGAUGAAUUUUCGGAGGUCCCCGAGAAAUAGUUAAGAAAACUAUGUUUCUAAAUGAUAUAACCCGAUUAGACGAGGGGAAAUAGAUGCAUAUAAGUACAAAUAAACAAGCCUGAACGAAUAUUUCUAUAGAGCAGUCCCAUUUUCCUUUUUAUAACGAAAGAAACAAGAAACCAUUUGUAAAAUCAUGAUUAAUAUUCUAUAAGACAAUUAGAAGUCCUUUAUAAUAUGUAUAAAAUUUUGUUGAAUUUUCGGUAAAUUCGUACGUUUGUAAGAGUGGGAUUGGAAAGGAGUCGAAUUUUGCUUAGAUCUUAUUAUUAUUUACAAUUUUACACUUGAUUUAGAUGUGUAUUUAUCUUUGAAAGAUUGAAAAUAGAAUAAGUAGCUAUUGUAUUCAGAAAUGUUUGUUUUAAAUCUACUCUGUAUGAUUCAAUGAUUUGAUGAAUUAUAAAGAAUGAAUUGAAAUAAGUGAAAUAUUAAUUAAGUGAGUUCAUUUCGAGAUAAUUCAAUAUAAUGCAUAUCUUUGUUAAAUCAAUGUUAUAUUCUCGAUUUGCGUGUAACUUGUAAAAUGGGGGAUCUAUUGUAUUUGAAGUACUAUAGAACUUUAGAAGAAUAAGAAAUUUUAUAUUGCAUUUUACAUGAUGGCGUUAAAGUGCAAUAAAUAAAAAUGAUGAUAAAUGGCGAGGCCCUGAAAGCCUAUUUGAAAUUUAGAAAGCCACCAUUGUUGUAUUUUGAAAUGAAGCCUCCAUUGUGAUUUUUGCUUAAAUAAUGUGUCAUAAAUAAAAUUGACUUCGGAAUGAUAUAAAGUAAAAGUAAUAGGUAACCUAUAUUCUGAACUUUAUUCUUAAUAAAAUUAAAUACAAAAAUGAAUAUUUAAUAAAAAUUUUACUAUCCCAA
Messenger RNA from Apis cerana (Asiatic honeybee), 14510 nucleotides. RefSeq lists its product as uncharacterized. Gene Ontology annotation, molecular function: chromatin binding. NCBI's taxonomy places the organism in Eukaryota, Metazoa, Arthropoda, Insecta, Hymenoptera, Apidae. The record is from RefSeq and is a predicted model, not a curated record. Gene Ontology annotation, cellular component: nucleus; chromocenter.